ACAGCCUGCUUGAAGCGACAACUUCUAAUAAUCUCAUAUUUACCUACAAAUAAUAGAAUGGAAUUUAUAGAACAUGGAAUAGGUAAAGAUGAAGCUAAAGAGAACAUCUAUGCUAAUGUACAUACUCUAAACAUUCAUGAUGUCGAGACAAAAACAGAGAACACCGGGAAACACCAAACACCUCUACACACAGGAAGAGAUUCAGUGAAGAUCAGAAACUACAGGUCAGCUGUAGUGUGUUUGGUUCUUCUGUGUGUUCUUCUGCUGACUGCAGUCAUAGUGCUGUGUGUCACACUCUUUACAAACAACAAACUCACAGAAAAGAUUGACCAGCUACAAACUAACAAGAGCACACUCACAGAAGCGAGAGACCAGCUAAUAGACCAAAACAUGCAGCUGACAAGAGAGAGAGAUGGAUUACUAUCAAGUAACCGUGAUCUGAUUAAGCAAAGAGACCAGUUACAUCACGAGAAAAAUGAACUAUUCGAAAGUAUUCGUCAAAUGGAUGGAUGGAUUUAUUAUCAAUCUAAUUUUUACUACAUUUCAUCUGAGAAGAAGAGCUGGACUGAGAGCAGAAGAUACUGUACAGAGAGAGGAGCAGAUCUGAUCACAAUAAACAACAGAGAGGAACAAGAUUUUGUGAAGAAAAUAUCUCUUAAUGCUAAUGUCUGGAUUGGUCUGACUGACAGUGAUGUGGAGGGCAGGUGGAAAUGGGUUGAUGGCAGCACACUGACCUCUGGGUUCUGGGAUCCUCGAGAACCCAAUGGACAAAGAGCAGAGAACUGUGCUUUGACUUAUUCACCAGGAUGGGCUGAUUAUCCAUGUAGUGAUCUUUUUCUAUGGAUAUGUGAAAAGAGCAUUUUAAAAUAAGUCCUCACAAGAUUAGGAUAAAGGGAUUGAGUGUUUAUUUUUAACUAUGAUAAUUAAAAUAUUUAGUGAAAUGUUAAGUCACAUUUAACCACAGCAGCUGAGCCUCAAAGGUACAAGAAAUUAAAAUCAUCCAGAACAAACAGAACAACAUAAUUUGAACGUAUAGAUUUUUUUCUGUCAAUUUAGUUAUAUGGAUGUCACAUUAAACUUGUAGGCUACAGCUGCCUCAAAAAAAGUUUCACCAAAGUUCAAAAGGUGGUGUACAUUUUUAUGAAUGAGGAAAAAAAGCAUCCUGUUAUAAACGUGAAUGAUGACUGAGCUAAGCAGAGAGCAAUAUACAGAGAUCUUUCAGAUGGGCUGAAUGUUGACUGAGAAGGGUGUUAACGAACUUCCAUCUGUUGUGCAUUAUGCAAAAUGACUGUCAUGGCACUAUAAAAUGAGAACUUUCUGUAUUGUAAAUGCUCAUUUCAAGUGAAAAAAAAAGAAAACUGCUGAGCAUACAUAAAACAACAGUUCACCAAUAAAACACACUUGUGUCAUCAUUUAAUCA
Messenger RNA from Puntigrus tetrazona (Sumatra barb), 1420 nucleotides. Its product is annotated as CD209 antigen-like protein C. The transcript is spliced from 5 exons. The record is from RefSeq and is a predicted model, not a curated record. Bases 58 to 870 code for a protein of 270 amino acids. Lineage: Eukaryota; Metazoa; Chordata; Actinopteri; Cypriniformes; Cyprinidae.